Molecule: messenger RNA, 1545 nt
Organism: Aspergillus luchuensis
Lineage: Eukaryota; Fungi; Ascomycota; Eurotiomycetes; Eurotiales; Aspergillaceae
Product: putative MFS transporter Liz1/Seo1
Exons: 12
Coding region: 1-1545 (514 amino acids)
Biological process (GO): transmembrane transport
Cellular component (GO): membrane
Molecular function (GO): transmembrane transporter activity
Source: RefSeq, a predicted model, not a curated record
AUGGCUCCAUCGCCAGCUACGGUUGAAGAAAGGGCUGUUGACACAUCCAGUGGCAUUGUCCAAGCAAAUCCUAAACGAAGAUGGGUUAGCUACAUCUGGGAUACUUUCGACAAGUCUCCUGAGGAGCGCAGACUGCUCUUUAAGCUGGAUUCAGCUAUCUUGACUUUUGCGUCGCUUGGUUACUUUAUCAAGUAUCUCGACCAAAUCAACAUCAACAAUGCCUUCGUUUCCGGAAUGAAGGAAGACCUUGGUCUAUACGGCAACCAGCUCAACUACAUGCAAGCAUGUUGGACAGUGGGCUAUGUAAUUGGUGAAAUUCCAAGUAACAUGCUUUUGACACGCAUACGGCCUAGAUAUUGGAUUCCGGCGAUGGAGUUGCUAUGGACCGUACUUACGUUUGCUCUGUCGCGGAGUACCAGUGCGACGCAUUUCUAUGUUUUGCGCUUCUUUAUCGGCCUUGCCGAGAGUAGUUUCUACCCCGGAAUGCAGUACAUCAUCGGAUCGUGGUAUCGCAAAGACGAGCUCGCAAAGCGAUCAUGUAUCUUUCACACCAGCAGUGGAAUUGCGAGUAUGUUCUCUGGGUACCUAAUGGACGCGGUGUUCCAUCUCGGCGGACGGGGAGGGUUGAAGGGCUGGCAAUGGCUCUUCUUGAUCGACGGAAUCAUCUCAAUCCCAGUAGCCAUCAGCGGCUUCUUCAUUUUGCCGGACGUCCCCGAAAUCUCCAGUCCAUUUUAUCUGAGCGAGCAGGAAGUCAAGCUAGCGCAGAAACGGAUGCAAUUCGAAGGGCGAAAGGACAGAGAACCGUACACAAAAUCCAAACUGAAAAAGAUCUUUUCGUCGUGGCAUAUCUACUUGCUCACAAUCGUAUACAUAACUUUUAACAAUGGAGCAGCAGGCAGUCAGCCCGUCUUUCAACAAUAUCUCAAAGACUCCACCAAUCCUGUAUACUCUGUCGGCCAAAUCAAUGCCUACCCGACCACCACAAACGCUGUGCAGGUUGUCACGACCCUCAUCUACGCAUGGACAUCCGACACAAUUCUCCAAGGCCGACGCUGGCCCUGCAUAAUCAUCGGAGCCUGCAUAAACAUAAUCUGCUACGUCUCCCUAGCAGUCUGGAACAUCCCCACAGGCUGGAAAUGGACCUGCUACAUUCUCUCCGGCGCAGGCUACGGCCUGAGCGGACUAUGCAUGGCUUGGGCCCACGAAAUCUGCACCGACGACAACGAAGAGCGCGCGCUCGUAGUCGGCAGCAUGAACGAAAUGGCAUAUGUUUUCCAAGCGUGGUUACCACUGGUGGUGUGGCAGCAGGUGGAUGCCCCACGGUACCGGAAGGGGUUUAUUACGGUGACGAUUAUGUCUGUUAUUUUGAUUAUUUCGACGGUGGUGACGUGGAGGUUGCAGGUUUGGGAGGGGAAGAGGCCGAAAAAUGUUCAGGCUGAGGUGGUGGAUGGUGGUGGGAGAAGUGAGAGUGAGGGGGAUGAUUCUAGUCGUGAUGAUGGGCGUGUGGAAGGGGUGGUAGAUGGGGGGCUGGUGCGGAAGGUUUAG